AGCCAGCCUAUGCUGUAAGGACUCAUUGACGCCAGCACUAGCAAGUUAAACUAACGACAAAAAUGAACAAAUCACUCAGAAAAUGAAUUUGACUCGCGAGUCGGUAAAAAGAAUCAUUCAAAAAGAAUGAACAAUUCGCGAACUAAAGAAAUGUAGACCGGUUGAAUCAGUGAAGGAGUCCAGUAACGGGACCGGUUGAAGUUUCACUUAAGAAACCACCUAUUGUUGACAUUUGCCGAAGUUAUUCAAUGGCAUGCCACGUAGAGAAAAUUGGAACAAUAUAUUAGAUUCAUGCUAUAUUUUUGCUCACUCUUGGUUGUCUAAACAACUUGUGUUGUCUUUCGCAAGGAAAUUGCAGGAACCUUCCAGUGGCGUUCCACUGUGUCACUCGGAACUAUUUCUUAACCGGACUAUGGGAACACUUGUUAUCCUCAAAGGUCCAGGAAGAAAAACGACGAAGGAUAUUACAGUUUAAAUGAUAGCGUACAAUAUAAUUAGAGACGUGAAAUAUACAGCUCCGGGAGAAGUUUGAAGUAUUCAAGUAUGGAGUCGGGUCGACGAAAAGGUCUCAACGGGGUCCUGUCUUCCUUGUCUCUGCUCUGUGUCAUUCUGGACAUCCAGUUGGACGGUGUCUUGGGGGCAACUCAUGUGGAGAUUGAGCAGCACUUGGAGAUGGGCCGUAAGCUGUUGGCCGCUGGUCAACUGGCGGAGGCUUUGUCCCACUACCACUAUGCAGUGGAGGGAGACUCUAAGAACUACCUCACCUACUACAAGCGGGCAGCUGUGUUUCUGGCCAUGGGGAAGUCCAAAUCAGCCCUUCCAGAUCUGACCAGAGCCAUCCAGCUCAAACCAGACUUCCUGGCUGCCAGACUGCAGAGAGGGAAUAUCCUCCUGAAGCAGGGCAACACCCAGGAUGCUCGGGAGGACUUUGAGACUGUGCUGCAUCGCUCCCCUGACCAGGAGGAGGCACGGGACCAGUUGAUGAGGGCCAACAAGCUGGAGGAGCUGCGGGAGGAGGCCCACGCGGCCCACCACAGAGGAGACUACAGCACCACCAUCACUGUGCUGGACCGCGUCGUAGAGCUCUCCCCCUGGGACCCUGAGUCACGGGAGCUCCGAGCUGAUUGCUACAUCCGCCUGGGAGAUCCCAGGAAGGCCAUCCACGACCUGACUCCCACCACCCAGCUGAGGAAUGACAACCGAGCUGCCUUCCUCAAGCUCAGCAUCCUGCAUUAUCGCCUGGGAGAGCACCAGGAGUCACUAGGUCACGUCCGAGAGUGUCUGAAGCUGGACCAGGAUGACAAAGACUGUUUAUCCCACUACAAACAGGUGAAGAAGCUCAGCAAGCAGCUGGACUCUGCCGAGGAGCACAUCGAGGAGGCGAGGUAUCAGGAGGCCAUAGCUAAGUAUGAGUCAGUGAUGAGAAGAGAGCCUAAUGUCCCAUACUACACCAACAAGGCCAAUGAGAGGAUCUGCUUCUGCCUGGUCAAGAACAAGAUGACUGCUAGGGCAAUAGACAUCUGUUCUGAAGCCCACCAGAGAGACCCACGCAACAUCAACAUCCUCCGAGACAGAGCUGAGGCUUUCAUCCUCAACCAGGACUACGAACAAGCGGUGGAAGACUACCAGGAAGCGAGGGAGUUUGACAUGGAGAACAAUGAGAUCAGGGAAGGUCUGGAGCGAGCCCAAAAACUGCUCAAGCUCUCCCGGAAGAGAGACUAUUACAAGAUCUUGGGUGUCAAUAGGAGUGCCAACAAACAGGAAAUCAUUAAGGCGUACAGGAAGCUGGCCCAACAGUGGCAUCCUGACAACUUCAGGGAGGAGGCAAAGAAGAAGGAGGCGGAGAAAAGGUUCAUCGACAUCGCCUCUGCUAAAGAGGUGCUCACCGACCCAGAAAAGCGUCAGAAAUUUGACUCGGGCGAGGACCCCCUGGACCCAGAGAGCCAGCAGGGUGGAGGAGGGGGUCAGGGUGGCCAAGGACGGCCCUUCCACUUCAACCCCUUCGAGUCCGGCGGCAACUACCACUUCAAGUUCAACCACUAGUGAGGACGAGAAACAUGCGGGGGCUGACGGAACCGGAAAGGACCUACGAUUGGGGGAUUUAAGGCCUAUGAAAACCCGUGGAGUAAUUUAUGGAUGUACCCAGGUGUCGGGUUUGGGGGAUUGUGGUUAAUGUAAUGAGACUACGGGGACGUGAAUGACUGUCAAAGGCAGUGGACUACUACUGUCCCUCGAGGGUUAAACUUUCUACCACAGAUUCUACAUUGAUGAAACUGGGUGACAAUGUGUUGGCAAGUUGACUCUGAGAAGUAUUUUAUUAGGAUCCCCAAUUAGCCGCUUCCAAGGCAAUGUCUACUCUUCCUGGGGUCGAAACAGGAAACAAAAAACAAAUAAUAUACAAUACAUAAAAAUGUCUGUCUCCACAGUCGGCGUCGUGAGGUGUUUUUAAAAAUCUGAUUUUAAGGCUGGCUGAUAAUCUUACCUGGGGUGGCAGAGUUCCAUGUAGUCAUGGCUCUAAUUUAAUACUGUGCAUUUCCCAGCCUCAUUUCUUGACUUGGGGACUAUGAAGAGUCCUCUGGCUGCAUGUCUUGAGUGGUACUGAACUGUGUACCAACUGCUUGAACGGACAGUUCAGUACCUUUUUUAACCCAUCAUCACCUCACACAAAGACCAAUAGUGACGCAGUCAAUCAAUCCUCAACUUUGACCCAAAAGAGAUUGCCAUGCAUACCACUGAUAUUCACCCUCCGCAUACAUCUAAGUGCAAUAUGUGCUGCUCUGUUCUGGAGCAAUUGCAAUUUUCCACUCGAGUGGUCGAAGAUGCGAGAAUGAAGACUGGUAUAGGUGUGCUGUUCAGUCGUUCCAACUAGGCCCAGGCUGUAGAUGACAUCAGUGCAUCCCUCCUCUAGUAUCCAUGUCCUUUUUCUUUGGGAUGUCUGUCUGCUGCUUUUGCUUUGUUUGCAGUUUUUUUUCUUUUUCGCCUCAUUCUUCCUCUAAGGGCUCGUUUUGGUAACAACGUAGCUCUUUUGGUUUUUGCUCUGCUACAAUAACCUGGGUGUCGGACUCCUUAUCCAUUUAUUUAUAAUGCUAAGACGAGCUCAAGUCGGAUAAAAUCAGAUUCAGACUGACAUCCAAGCUACUCCGACAGAUUAUAUUCAGAAAAGUACAACAUUCAGAGUUUUCAGAAUAUUUUAUAAGAGAUUGAUGUCGUUCUCUUCACCACACAAACUAUGUGUCUGUUUUUUAAAUAUUUCUUAUAUUUCUAUCUGCAAAGCUCUGAAAGUUGUUCUCCACUAAAUUGGCUUUCACUCCUUCCUGGUUGCGUACCCAAUCACCAUAGAUUAUAGAGGCCUCUAGUGGCCAAAAGGCAGUUUUGGCAUGGGCAGUGCCAUUGAGGGCUUCCACCAUUUUAAUGUAGUCAACUGGGAGGGACUUCCAACUUCAUUGGCUGAUGACCAACCAGGAUCAGCCAAUCGUGAAGAAAAUUGACUAUAUAAAAAUUGAGCUUGCUAUAAUGGCACAGAUAUAAAGAUGAGUCCUUUCUCAAUGCCAAUCACACGACUCCUUCCUAGUUGUGUAACCAAUCAAAAGGGUGAGCAUGAAGCUUCUCUGUCUACUUCCUGAAAGAGCCUGCGUUGUUGCAUUCUCUCUCCUUUUUACAUUGAUUUCAAAGCAUGUCUGAAUGAAAACUUGCACUUUUUGUAUUUUGUCUAUUUUCUUUUUAAUAACCACUCCUGAUGUUACUGAAAAUGUGUUCCACGGUUCAAAGCAACUGAAGGGACUGACUGCAACGACGAACAAACUAUUGAGUCAUUUUAAUGUGUCAAACAAAUGAUAGACUACAACCUGUAUGGACUGUCAAUAUCGUCCCAUCAACUAUUAACAUGCAUUGAAUUCUAAGGAUACAGUAUAGCUGUAACUGAAAGCUUUGAAUGUCACUGACUGCUAAACUACAGUGCCUUCAGAAAUUAUUCAUACCCCUUGACUUUCACCACAUGUUGUGUUACAGCCUGAAUUUUAAAUGGAUUUACACAGAUGGUUUUUAUGACGACUUCACAUAAUAUCCCAUAAUGUCAAAGUGGAAUUAGGUUUUCAUAAAUUAACAAAUGAAUGAAAAAUUAACAAAUUAAAAGCUGAAAUGUCUUCAGUCAAGUAUUCAACCACUUUUUGUUAUGGCAAGCCUAAAUAAGUUCAGGAGUAAAAAUGUGCUUCACAAGUUGCAUGGAAUGUUAUGUGUUUAAUAUACUUUUUGAAUGAGUACCUCAUCUCUGUACCCCACACAGGUAAUGAUCUGUAAGGUCCCUCAGUCGAGCAGUGAAUUUCAAACAUCGAGUCAACCACAAAGACCGGGGAGGUUUUCCAAUUCCUCGUAGGGAAGGGCACCUAUUGAUUGAUGGGUUGAAUAUAUAUAUAUUUUUUAGAGCAGAUAUUAAAUAUCCCUUUUGAGCAUGGUGAAGUUAUUAAUUAUACUUUAGGUGUUAUAUCAACUCACCCAGUCACUACAAAGAUAUAGGCGUGCUUUCUAACUCCGUUGCAGGAGAGGAAGGAAACCGCUCAGGGAUUUCACCAUGGGGUUAAUGGUGACUUUGAAGCAGUUAGAGUUUAAUGGCAGUGAUAGAAAACGGAGGAUGGAUCAACAACACUGUAGUUACUCCACAAUAGUAACCUAAUUGACAGUGAAAAGAAAGCCUGUACAGAAUAAAAAAUAUUCUAAAACACGCAUCCUGUUUGUAUCAAGGCAUUUAAGUAAUACUGCAAGAAAUGUGGCAAAGCAAGUCCCUCUUUGUCCUGAAUAUAAAAGUCUUAUGUUUGGGGGAAAAUGCAAUACAACACAUUACUGAGUACCACUUGCCAUAUUUUCAAACAUAGUGGUGGCUGAAUAAUGUUAUGGGUAUGCUUGUAAUCAUUAAGGACUGGUGAGUUUAUCAGGUUGAAAAAGAAACAAUGGAGCUAAGCACAGGCAAAAUCCUAGAAGAAAACCUGGUUCAGUCUGCGUUCCACCGGAAACUGGGAGAUUAAUUCACCUUUCAGCAGGACAAUAAUCUAGAAUACAAAGCCACAUCUACACUGAAGUUGCUUACCAAGAAGUUUUGACUUAAAUAUACUUAUAUCUAUGGCAAGACCUGAAACUGGUUGUCUAGCAAUGACCAACAAUCAAUUUAACCAAGCUAGAAUAAUACAAUCCAGGUGUGGCAAGCUCUUAGAGACUUACCCAGAAAGACUCACAGCUGUAAUUGCUGCCAAUGGUGUUUCUACAAAGUAUUGACUCGGACAUGUGAAUAUGUAUGUAAAUUGGAUAUUUCUGUGUUUCAUUUUCAAAAAAAUGUGCUUUCACUUGGUGGAAGAGGUGGUGAGACUUUAAUCCAUUUUGAAUUCCGGCUGUAACAAGAAAAUAUGGAAUAAGUCUAGAAUAAGUCAAGGGGUCUGAAUACUUUCUGAGGGCACUGUAUGUCAUCAUUUUAAUGUGAUACCCUUGUGUUAAAUUAAAUGCCUGGGAUGGGUUAUUUUCUGGGGUUUGUUUUUUACGGAUAGUUUUUACAUUGCCAAACAGAAUCAACUGAAAUGUUCAAAAACUGUAUUAAAAUAUGUGAACAAACCCUG
This is a messenger RNA of Oncorhynchus gorbuscha (pink salmon), 5600 nucleotides long. Its product is annotated as dnaJ homolog subfamily C member 3-like. The transcript has 12 exons. The record is from RefSeq and is a predicted model, not a curated record. Gene Ontology annotation, biological process: protein folding in endoplasmic reticulum. Gene Ontology annotation, molecular function: protein-folding chaperone binding; misfolded protein binding. NCBI's taxonomy places the organism in Eukaryota, Metazoa, Chordata, Actinopteri, Salmoniformes, Salmonidae. The coding region runs from base 544 to 2043 and encodes 499 amino acids. Gene Ontology annotation, cellular component: endoplasmic reticulum.